Lachancea dasiensis is the source of this 1566-nucleotide messenger RNA. The record is from the annotation of a GenBank genome assembly. Lineage: Eukaryota; Fungi; Ascomycota; Saccharomycetes; Saccharomycetales; Saccharomycetaceae.
AUGUCAAAGUCUAGCGAAGAGACCCUGAGCGAAAAUCCAGCUUUUGCUUAUGGCCUUAAUGAUAUGUCAACGUUUAGUAAGGUCCUUUGUCUGUAUACAAGAGACCGGGAAUCAUUCAGCCUUUAUUCAAUUCAUGACAAGCAAGGGUCAACAUUUUCUGACUAUUGGGACGAGUUCUCUAAUCAUUUGAGGACGGCUAAAAGUCGUAAAAUUGGAUGGCUCGGGGUCACAGAGGCCUUGAUCAAGUGCGAGCCAGCAUGCAAAUUUAUUAAAACUGGUGGUUCGGCAAUCAAAGUGACUGAAUUUCAUAAAAAAACAGAGGAACAGGUUCGUGGCUUGAUUUCAACCAUUGAGAAUGAGAACGAAUUUAACGACUGGCUCGUAGCUCACAUUUUGGAACAAACCCGGAUGAGUUUGGAUCACAGUUUCAUUUUCACAAACAGGGAAAAUUAUGCUGGACAGUUUACGGACUAUUUUGCCCGUAAUUUGAAAAAUACUACCUCAAACGACCAAUGGGAAGCCGGAGGUCGCGACCAAUUCCUUCAAAGAGUGAAAUAUUUUACUGACCGCAAUCUGACCAUCCAAUGCAUUCUUCCUGCAUUUCCAUGUAAAUCUUCAAACUUUGAAAAGGUUCACGGGGCGGCUCCUGACAAAGGUGAAGAAUUUGCGUUGAGAAGAUUGAUUUCUGCAACUGAGGAAGUCCAAAAUUUUUACCCACCUGGCAUGAAAUUAUGGAUUGUGAGCGACGGUCAUGUUUUCAGCGAUUGCAUAGGGGUGGAUGAUGAUGUUGUGGACGAUUAUACCAAAAGCCUUCACGAACUGUAUCAAAAGAUUGUAAGUCCAGGCACUGACGCCAUUGGAUUUGUAGGGUUAAAAGAACUCUUUUUCACUGGCGAAACCAUGUCCGCAUUUGAUGAAGGCAUGGUUCAAGAAAUUGACCUUCCGCACUACACGGGAUCCAGAAUUGGUGGAGAUUCGGAAUUAUGCAGACAAAUUCUGAUGAAAGGGUUCGACACUGAUGAUGGGAGACUGAGACAGCAAAUUUUAAUCCCCGGACAUCCCAGACUACAUUUAUUUAGGGGAUUUUCGAGGUUCAUGAUGGAAGAUCUUUCUCAUUUAGCUCAUUUCAAAAACUAUUCUAGGAAGCACUUUAAGAAGGUAGUCUCAAAAGUGGCUUUCGAAAUGAUCAAGAGAAAUGACGCAUAUUCCAAUUUGGUAGAAUUGAUAUUCCCACACCAUAUGCGAUUUUCAAUCCACGCGCAUACGAAUUCUGGACCCAAGUUUGGCAUAAAACUCAUUUCCACCGAGCAAUGCAAAACUGUAAAAUCCCUUGACGGCAAAGAAGAGCCAUCGUGCGAGGACUUGUUGCAUAUUCCCACACCAUGGCAUAACUGUGUCGUCAAAAUGGAGAAUGACUACUAUCUCUCGAAAUCAAAAAUCGUCCUGGACGCAAUCGCAAGUGGACGCUAUGAAGGCAGUUGGAAGGCAGGAAGUGAAGGCUAUGACAAAGAUAUCGGCGGGCAUUACGUGAUGAAACGCAAAUUUCGUACUCAAAAGCAGAUGUGA